GUAGUUGCUUGCGUUCUCAUUUUCAUGAGUCGUAUGUGAUUUUCAGACAAUCGGUGAACAUAAAAGUAGCUACCUUUACACAAAUCUAUCAGUGCGAGGUUUGGCUUGCUCAGAUGACAGAAAUACUUUGAGAUUUGCCGUAUUAGAUUCACUGCACUACUCGUAUUUCCUGGAGAAAUGGGGCAUGAACGACACUAAGUUACCAGCAGUAGUGGCAAUCACAUCGCGGUUUGGACUGUUUUCUAUAAUGGAUGGAAUUUUGUCGCAAGAGCGACUGCGAAAAUUCAUCAAGGAUUUUCAUUCUCACCUCCUGCCGGUACACUUGAGAAGCGAAGAACUGAAUAUCAGGAGUGAGCAAGUUCAUCCUCGUACACGGCAAAAACAGUCGCUGAGACGUCUAAAUCUUGAAAUGUUCCAUGAACUGAUGUCGAAUAGGGGGAAUCUUUCCAAAGAUCUUGUUGUAUUUUUCUCUGGCGGCGUUUGGCAUGCACCUUCGGCCACAGCCAUGCAUAUCUACCAUAAUGUUGCGAACUAUUUCUCCUCAUCCAAAGACCUCAUAGAGUUUUGUGUGUAA
This is a messenger RNA of Cylicostephanus goldi, 574 nucleotides long. The record is from the annotation of a GenBank genome assembly. NCBI's taxonomy places the organism in Eukaryota, Metazoa, Nematoda, Chromadorea, Rhabditida, Strongylidae.